UGCUUGGGCACUGGUGGGGCUACAGAUAUCCAUAACCGCUGCCUGCUGGGAUACUGGGAAGCCAGCUGCCAAAGUGAUAGUGGUCGGCAGUGUUGAAUGCCAGCUUGUGAUGAAGGAGUUCCCUUAGAGAGGUUUCCGCAGCCUUUGUGAAUCAAGGAUUGCAUCAAACAGGCACAGUCAAAACAUACGCGUACACAUCUUUUCUUACCCAUACAUAUUAGCGCAGUUUCGUUUGUGAACGAUGCGCCCUCUCUUGGUCGCAAGCUUGGUCGGGGCCCUCGGCGUCAGUGGCUUGGUCCCUCCAGACGACCUCAGACUGUUUCAGACGUGGAGCUCCGGCCAGCCACCGCAGUUGCUAUCAAGAGAUGAUCGACUGUCGACACAGAAACCCGAGGCGUCCAAGAUGACUGCUACGACACAGUCGAGGGAUUCAUCGGGGAGGGAGUUCUUCACGUAUGGUUCUGUGCCCAUCUACGCCGCUUCACCCAUGAGUGGCGCCGCCGCCGCCGCUGGCGGAAUCGCGGUGGCGCGCCCGUGGAUCAUCAUGUUGGAAAGCGACGCCUUAGAGGAGGAGUCCGUGUCACUGAGCAAGGAGUUGCCGAAUGGCCUUGCGACGCACGCGAGCAUGGGCGAGGUGCCCAUGGUGAUGGGUAGCUUGGAUGUCGGUAGUCUUCACUCGUUCAUCAACAGACACCCAGGGCGUCUGAAGUUUGUCGUAGAGGAUCGGUGGCAGCAAAGGGUGGACGCGCCGGCCGCGCCGGUCAUCGAAGAGGUUUCGAAUUCAGAGCGGCGGACCUACCCAUGGGGCAUCCAGUACCUCAAUGCGGACGUGGUCCGUGGGAAAGGCGCGGGAGUGAGCGUGUACGUGCUGGACACUGGCGUUCGCAUCACUCAUAACGAGUUCGGCGGCCGUGCCUUCGCCGGAGUGGACGUGGCCGCCUCGGGGACGUACCCAGGCACUCUCACAGUGUGCUCGCCGUCCAGCACGACGUGCGCUGCCGACCAGCAUGGGCACGGCAGCCACUGCGCGGGAACAGUCGGGGCCUCGACAUACGGCGUCGCGGAUGGCGCUUCUAUCUACGCCAUGAAGGUCCUUAAUGACGCAGGCUCGGGCUGGACCACAUGGUCCAUUCUAGCCGAGCAGUGGAUUUUGUCGUCUGGGAACAGGCCAGCAGUGGUCAGCAUCAGUAUCCAGGCCAACUACAAUGACCUCGCAGAGGAAACCUCCAUUGACAACCUGGUGGCCGAUGGCGUGACCGUGGUGGUGGCUGCAGGGAACGCCAACGCAGACGCGUGCACCUACAAUCCAGCUUGGAUUUCGUCAGCGAUCACCGUAGCUGCUUUUGGUGGGGCUUCAGGGAGCUCAUGGGACAGGUCUUCGUACAGCAACUGGGGCUCUUGCAUUGAUGUGUAUGCUCCGGGCACGAACAUCCUCUCGCUGGGCCCACACAGCAACACCCAGACCUAUUUCAACACGGGCACAUCAAUGGCCUGCCCACACGUCGCCGGGCUCGUGGCCAGGAUGUACGAGGCGUAUCCUACGGCGGGGUCCAUGACCGCCGCGCAGAGGUGGGAUCUCCUGACGGCCACGAACUGCACUGGCUGUGUCACAAAUGACGCGACUCCCACACCCACUGUCAACCUGGUGGCCUUGGCCACUUCCUCUACUCCCGCGCCUAUGAUCUCGCCCACUCCCCCGCCUACGCCAUCGCCUACACCACUGCCCACGCCCUUGCCCACGCUCUCGUCUUUGACGCCCUUGCCCACGCCAGUACCUACGCCCUCGCCUACGCCAAUGCCCACCCCCUCGCCCACGCCUUCGCCUACGCCGUCGCCUACAGCCUCGCCCACGCCUUCGCCUACGCCAUCACCAACUCCCUCGCCUACGUCCUCGCCAACGCCCUCGCCUACGCUUGUGCCCACGCCCUACCCCACGGCGUCGCCCACUCCCUCGCCUACGACCUCGCCCACGCCGGCACCUACGCCCUCGCCCACGCCUUUGCCUACUCCAGUACCUACGCCCUCGCCUACGCCAAUGCCCACCCCCUCGCCCACGCCUUCGCCUACGCCGUCGCCUACAGCCUCGCCCACGCCUUCGCCUACGCCAUCACCAACUCCCUCGCCUACGUCCUCGCCAACGCCCUCGCCUACGCUUGUGCCCACGCCCUACCCCACGGCGUCGCCCACUCCCUCGCCUACGACCUCGCCCACGACGGCACCUACGCCCUCGCCUACGCCCUUUCCCACGCCCUCGCCGACACCCUCGCCCACGCCUUUGCCUACGCCCUCGCCCACGCCUUUGACGCCUUCGCCUACGCCCUUGCCCACGCCCUCGCCUACGCUUUGGCCCACGCCCUUGCCCACGCCUUCGCCUACGCCGUCGCCUACGACCUCGCCAACGCCCUCGCCUUCUCCAUCACCAACUCCCUCGCCUACGUCCUCGCCGACGCUUUUGCCCACGCCCUUGCCUACGCCCUACCCCACGGCGUCGCCCACUCCCUCGCCUACGACCUCGCCCACGCCGGCACCUACGCCCUCGCCUACGCCCUUGCCCACGCCCUCGCCGACACCCUCGCCCACGCCCUUGCCUACGCCCUCGCCCACGCCUUCGCCCACGCCUUCGCCAACGCCAUCGCCUUCGUUAUCACCUACUCCGAAUCCCACGUCAUAUCCCACGCCCUUCCCCACGCCCUAUCCUACACCUUCGCCUACUCCGUCGCCUUCGCCGGCACCUACGCCCUCGCCUACGCCGUAUCCCACGUCAAAACCCACGCGCUUCCCCACGCUCUAUCCCACGCCCUAUCCCACGCCCUACCCCACGCCCUACCCCACGCCCUCGCCUACGCCCUAUCCCACGCCCUAUCCCACGCCUUACCCCACGCCGUAUCCCACACCCUAUCCCACGCCCUAUCCCACGCCUUAUCCCUCGCCGUCUCCCACGCCUUAUCCCACGCCUUAUCCCACGCCCUAUCCUACGGCCAAUUCGUGCAGCAAGUACUCCUCCUGCAAGCCUUGCCAAUAUGCGGCGGGGUGCUACUGGUGCAGGUCAAAUUCGUGGUUCUCUGUGUACUCUGGCCAGUGCCUUUCCACCGGGACGAUCGCCUCCUGCUUGUGGAUGUCCCCAACUUGCCGUUGGAGGUGGUGGUACUAUUUCACUUGGAGGUUCCGCCUCCGGGUCAGGAGAGCAUACUCAUCGGCGUUCAUCGGAGACAGCUUCGUGCGAGGAGCCUUCGAACGCUCCGGCCACUCUCGGGUGUCUGCCCUCCCGUCCAGUGCUGUCUUGUCCGUCCAGCUCUCUAUUCCAAGUCUCCGCAUGGUUGCCUCGGACACAGAUGAGAUGGAUGAGAUUGAGGUUGAGUAUUCCGUAGCAGUACCUGGCGACGAUUCGGACGGUGUCGAACAGCAGCAGGUCGACUCGCUUUCGGCAGACUUGGCGCAGGUCUCAGCGGAGGAGUACACGCAGGACUUCGUAUCGGAGAUGAGCGGUGUGGCCGGCGCGGCGGCUUUCGGUGUGGAGGCGGUGGCCAAUUCUGCUACAGCCCCUACGGUGACCACGGUAACAGAUCCUCCGACGCCGAGUCCGACGCCGAGUCCGACUCCGAGCGGGGCUUCUGCGAAGGGAGAUCCUCAUUUGGUCAACGUCUAUGGCCAGCGGUUCGACCUGAUGCAGCCUGGUCUGCACUCAUUGGUUCAUAUUCCGAGGCUUGCCGACGCCGUCAGCACCCUUCUGGACAUUCGAGCCGACGUCCAGAGGCUUGGGGCCACCUGCGCAGACAUGUACGUCCAGUCCAUCAACGUGACAGGUGCGUGGGCCUCUGUGCCUGAGCAUCCAUCCGGCAUAUUCUUCUCGGCUGAGAAGUCGUCACAACAUCCCGGUUGGCAGAAGCUCGGCCAAGUCAAAUUGAAGGUGAUCCAAGGCCACACGGAGAGCGGCAUCGCAUAUCUCAAUUUCCUCAUCCGCAGCCUGUCGAAGGUUGAGUAUUCGAUCGGUGGUCUCCUUGGGGAGGAUGACCACACCGAGGCGUCGAGAGUCGACCUCAACUGCCACACGAGCGUAAACCUCUGAGGCGGGCCACUAGACGAGCGCUGCAGACUGGCGUUCCAGCCAGCCUCCACCGCUUGCUGCGCAGGACUUCCAUACUUUGUGCCGAAGCCCGUCUUUCCGAGCACACGAGGUCCAGCGUUGACCAUGACGCUUCGCGUACGUCCACCCACCAGCCCAUCCAGAUAGCAGCAGGCGACUUCGUCAGGACCGUUGUACGUGGAAACCAGACUAGAAAAACCACGCUCUGCCUGUGCAGCUCCUGCUCCCUUCGGCGCCCUCGGGCCGGCAGGGGCCGGCGGGAGCCUCCUCGCGCGCGAAGCUGCUGCGGAAAAGACGCCGAGGCAGGCGCGCGCAAUGCCGCGGGGGGCGGGGGAUGGCCACGGCUUGAGCAGCGGCCCGCCCUCGGUGCGCAGCGCUCGGGUGGGGGAAGAGCAC
Messenger RNA from Prorocentrum cordatum, 4480 nucleotides. Lineage: Eukaryota; Dinophyceae; Prorocentrales; Prorocentraceae. The record is from the annotation of a GenBank genome assembly.